Molecule: messenger RNA, 1533 nt
Organism: Didymosphaeria variabile
Lineage: Eukaryota; Fungi; Ascomycota; Dothideomycetes; Pleosporales; Didymosphaeriaceae
Exons: 1
Coding region: 1-1533 (510 amino acids)
Source: RefSeq, a predicted model, not a curated record
AUGCACUCAAUCUAUACUCAGGCUUCCAACGUGGCAAUAUGGCUUGGCGAUUUGGGCUGGCCUGGAAAAUACAUCAAGUCCGUUUUCAAGUUCUUCAAGGAGUUCGCGACAGGUCUUACCGCUGAAGGAAUAGUCCCGUCAUAUGCGCAUCUGGUCGACGCCUGGCCUGACGACCUCUAUAUCGAAAACAUUGAGGAAGUCGACGUAGAAUCACUCGACGGCGAAAAUGCUCGUGAGAUUGUGGGAUUGACCGUCGGUCUAAGGUCUUUCAUAAGGCACUGUUGGUUUGAACGGACAUGGACCGUGCAAGAGUUCUUCCUGGCCCAAAAAUCGAUUUUCUAUUGCGGCGGACACACCUUCGACGGAGGCGCCUUCAUGCAGUUCAUGUCGCAUCUUACGAAGCAUGACCGCUUCUGCUGUGCGGUUGACUUGCCUAUCAAAUUUCAGAUCUAUAUCUCGAAUGCUUGCUCGACCAUGGAGGCCUUUCAACAUCUCAAGACGUUUCGUAGCAGCCUCCUGGAGUGCAUUGGGUCCUUUCGACACAGGAAGGCAACAGAUCCGCGAGACAAAAUUUAUGGCCUCCUGGGACUUGGUGCGAGUGACACGAAAGAUCUUAUUCAGCCUGACUAUACUCUCUCUGUGGAACAGGUGUACGAAAACUUCGUCGUAUCACUUCUCGAUCGUACGAAGCAUCUCGACGUCUUCAGCCAUGUCAGAACCGAGCGCCAGCCGAACUUUAAUUUACCGUCUUUCGUGCCAGAUUGGACAAUGGACCUGAGCGAAAUAUACUGGCCAGAACAAAGAGCUUGGUCAAAGCAGUGGUGCCUUCUCGAUGUUUAUGAUGCUUGUCAUGGGAGUAAGGUUGAUUUUAAAGCACAACCAGGAGCCCUCUCAAUCCGGGGCAAGAUUAUAGACGUGAUAAGAACGGUGGCUACCCAAGACCUCGGCGGUUCCCAGAGACAACGUGGGGUCUCAACAUCUGAUGCCAUCGAUGAGUGGCUGAAGAUAGCGAACGUACCACCCCAAGAAGAGGACCCUGGACUGGCUAAACGUGAGUCCUUCUGGGUAGCAAUGUGCGCAGGUAUCGAAAGAAAUUCGAAUGCUUCUCCGGAAGAUUUCAAUGAUUUCAAUGAAAUGCAGCCUACACAAAAAUAUUCGGAUAUCUUCCAUCGGCUGAGCGGUAUCGAGACGGAUCUCCAUGAAGGAUACGAGGAGACUCUCAGAAAAAUACCGGAAACCAAAGAGGCCGGGGCAGUCGUCAUACCAGACCCUUACAGGCCCAUAAACAUGAGCGUAGGGCUCGCUCACAGGAAUCGAAGAGUCAUGGGUACAAGAGACGGACGGGUGGGUUUAGCACCCAAGCAUGCGAGACAAGGCGACGUCGUUGCAGUGUUGACAGGAGGUCGAGUUCCAUUCAUAUUGAGACCAGAGGAACACCAUUAUACUAUUGUUGGGGACGCCUACGUUCACGGUAUCAUGGAUGGCGAGGCUCUCCAGGCAGGUGAAGAGCUCGAGUAUAUAGAGCUGCAUUGA